Saprolegnia diclina VS20 is the source of this 1677-nucleotide messenger RNA. RefSeq lists its product as hypothetical. The transcript has a single exon. The record is from RefSeq and is a predicted model, not a curated record. NCBI's taxonomy places the organism in Eukaryota, Oomycota, Saprolegniomycetes, Saprolegniales, Saprolegniaceae. The coding region runs from base 1 to 1677 and encodes 558 amino acids.
AUGCCAUCGUCCGACGUCGACGCCGCUGGCGACAACGAAGGCGUAGAGGCGACAUUGCCCGACACCGCCGAGGUGGCCACGGAGUCGCGUUCCCAAUGCAUCCAUGAAGAAGGUCCGACACUGACAGAGGUGAACCAUCACACCGACGCCAUCCCGCGUUUGAUCGAGCCUCCAAUUCACUCUGCAGAGCCGCCAAUUCCGACGGCUAGGACACCACAAGAUGGUACGAGCGCCGGGGUUUCGGUGUGCAGUGGCACCUGCCGAUUGACGUGGGAGCCAUCGAGUAUUGCCGGCACCGUAUACGUUCUCUCCAAGCGCGGCAAAGAUGUCGCGACGCUGUGUGCCGCUUGCUAUGCCUCGUCCAAGCUGACGCGCCGUGACGACAUCACCGUCACGACGCGGGUGGCGGCCAGCACACACUCGUCGCUUGGCGAGUCCAGUCGCGACAAGCUCGAAGCGUACGCUGACGUUGUGCACCGGUGGACGACCGAUGGCCCGUGGAUCGCUGGUAUCCUCGCCUUGGCACCUUUGGCCAUUCUGCUACUGGUGUUGGCCGACAAGUGCCAAGUGUCGUCGUCGGCCUUGUCGUGGCCGCUGGCUCGACCUUUGAACAUUUGGCGGACGCUGCGAAAAUGGCCCAUGUUUGUCUUUGGCCUCUACCUCGCGGGCGUCUUUGUGGCGCUGAUUCUUACGAGUCCGUUUGUUGCGCAAGUUUGGUUUUGGGGCAUCACUGAGUUUUACUCGGUGGUGUUUUUUGUCGUGUACCUCGUGGACCCGCCGACAAAACAUAUGGCGCGCUGGCGCGCCUUUCUCAAGCCGCUGAGUGCCAUCUUUGACGUGCAAAGUCGAUUGAACGAUGUCGAUUCGGAUGCGCUCCUCGUGCAGUUUGCGGCCGCCAAAGAUGAGAUUGACGUGACGAGCUUGCAGUUUGUGGCGAUCGACGGCACGCCGAUCCCGUCGUCGCACGUGGCCGCGGCCUUUGUCGCCCCCUCGAUCAAGCGCCAUGUCGCGAGCGGCCUCGCCAUUCCGCGGUACUGCAUUCUGCUUGCUAUCGUCGCCACACUGAGUUACAACGCGCCGUUCUUGCUCGCGUGGCCAUCGGGCGCGACACUGGUGCCAUCGAUGGUGCCCGGUGUCGACGGUCUCGUCAUCUCACCGGCGGACACAAUAUACCGCGUCUCGUGGUCCAUGGGGUAUUGCCAGAAUGUCUCGGAGACGGCGGUUGACGCCGACAUCAACUUUUUCAUUUCGCCGCUGCCCGACAUGGGCCGCCCCGAGCUUUCCUUUGGCUUUACAUUAGAGAGAGAAAUGGACGUUGAGUUUGAGAUCAUCUCGGCGUGGAACCUGCAGCUCCAACGCGAGCAUAGGCGCAAUGCAACACUCGUUCUUGCCAAGGACCAAGGCACACUCAGCUUUCUCGCGCGACUCGCAACCAGUUGCAGCCAGUUGACCAACGCGGGUUUGAGUUGGAACAUUCAGUACGACCAUGUUUCGCUCAAGGGAUUUCUUGGGUACGUCCUCAAGUACUUGGUCGUACCAGGCGUCGUGCAGUCGCUCCUCGCGGCCAAGUACGUAUUCCAAAUUCUAUACAUGACGCUGCUCCUCAUUCGAAGUUCGCUCAAGAUUUGGUCGCUCUGGCUGCACUUUGACUCGAUCACAACCAUUGGCUUUGACUGA